Nilaparvata lugens (brown planthopper) is the source of this 2222-nucleotide messenger RNA. RefSeq lists its product as uncharacterized. The transcript is spliced from 2 exons. The coding region runs from base 796 to 2094 and encodes 432 amino acids. NCBI's taxonomy places the organism in Eukaryota, Metazoa, Arthropoda, Insecta, Hemiptera, Delphacidae. The record is from RefSeq and is a predicted model, not a curated record.
AUGACUAUAUUAGGUAUAAAUUCGAUCAAAAUCGUUGGAGCCGUUUUUGAGGAAAUCGCCGGAUCCUUAAAGUGUAAGGACCUUAAGUUCCAAAUGUCAAGUUAUUCCGUUAAUUGGGAGAUGAGAUGUCGUGUACACAGACGCACAUACACUCAUAUAAACACACACACAUACAGACCAAUACUCAAAAACCGCUUUUUUGGACUCAGGGGACAUUGAAACGUUAAGAAAUUUGGAAAUUGGGGUACCUUAAUUUUUUUCGGAAAGCAUUACUUUCCUUACCCAUGGUAAUAGGGCAAGGCGAGUAAAAAACAUACUCUUGGGCUUAUGACACGACUAAGUAAAGACCAGAUCACACAGCAAUAAACGAAAAAAAAAUCCCUCCCCAGGUGUUUAAAUAUUGCAACGCAUAGACAUUCGUCUGAAUGAAGACGUUUGAUUUGUUCUUUGUCAGCUGCUGUGUGCAUUGGUCUUAAGAAAUAGGAACAGCAGAUCCCAGAUGCUCCUGAUUGGUACAACCCAGCAUAGUACCUAGUUGUUCAUUAUCAUUACGGUAGUGAAUUAACCUUAUUUUAGUUUACUUUUUCAAUAUAAAAUAAUUCUGUAUCUACCUCAAAUUGAUUAAGAUUAUUGUAAAAGUCAAUUAUUAUAUUGAAAAGACUGCGAUUCAAAAUUAAUCUUUACUCAGAUUUUUAAAGCCUUCCAAAAUUAUCUAACUUUAUCGUGUACUGUACUGUACCUAAAUUUGGAAGUUUAUUAUGAUUCAAUCAGUUCAAAAAUAUUGUUUAUCUAUUCAUGAAAUUUCAGUAUAUAUUUCUGGUGUGUAUAUUCUAUAAACAUGUUUUACCAAGCUUAAUUGGAAGUCAUUGUUCUCAAAGAUGGAAUUCAACACAAGACACAACGUUACAAGCUUUGGAUGAAUUGCCAGAGUUGGAAGAUAAAAUUGCAAAGAACCCAUAUGUUAAAACCAUAACCAAAAAUAAAACCUGCAUGGAAGAAAGUACAAAAUAUGAUUUUUUUGAGAAUAUAAGAGAAUCUAAAAAAGACAAUAUUUCCAAAUUGCAACAUGGAGAAAAUGCAACAAGUUUGGCGGUGCAUUCUGGCAUUGAUAGCAAACCACUAAAUAAAAACCCAAGUAUUGAGCUUGAUUCUCCAAAGAGGGUGUGGCUAAACUUCCCUUUACAAAUUGAACUAGAAAUGGAAAAGAAUAACAAUGACAAUAGUCUGUAUAGGAUAAAAUCUUUUUUAUUUGAUAGUGAUAGCUUUGAAUUUUCUAAUCUAUUUUAUGGAAGAGAAUACUCAACACUUAAAAAAAUGGAAAAUCCAAUAGAAAUGAUUUCACCUACAUAUAAUCCUUUCUCUUCUCAAAGAACUCCGGUAAAAAUAACACCUGCCACUAGAUUACAUUUUCCUUUUCACUUUAAACCACCAUUACAAACAAGAGGCUAUCCUAUAAGUUCAAAUGCGGCCAAUAAUAAUGCAAAAACAACACGAACUGUUUUUACACAAUCAGGACUUGGUGACAGAGACUUUUAUCAGCCGAAUAUUGCAGUUACUGAGUCUAUAUUAAUAUCAAAACCAACUACUGUCACACCAAUCAAAACCACAAAGAAGAAUAGAAAGCCAACUUUUGCCACGGCGCAAACAUUUGGUGAUUUCUCCAUUGAUUCAGGAUAUCUCCCAACCACACAUAGAUACCCUUCAACAAACUCAAAAUCAUUUGAUCAGGAACAUAAAACUAUCUUCAACCAGGAAAAUAUUAAUAUACCUUCCUUGGAUUAUCUCAACUUACCUACAAUGACUUAUCCUGAUAUCAUCAACCAUAAAGGUGUUUUAUCAAAACUCAAGGAUUACCUGAAAAGGAAAUUUGGUAAAAAUAUUACUCCAUUCCCUCUGUAUUCAGGAAUUGAUUUUGAAAAUGUUUUCUCAAACUAUGAUUUCCAGAAUAAUUUCAAUGCAACUUUACCGUUUCCUUUGAUAGAAGCAAUCACCCUACCCCAAACCCAUGAAAAAUAUUUAAAGAAAUCAAAGUUGAAAACAUUUCUAGGAAGAAUGUUUAGAACAUCUUCUGAGUCUAUUAUUAAUACUCUCUGAAUAUGAAUAAAAAAUUGAGCUGAGAUCAAUAAAAAGUAAGACCAUGAGAAGACCAUGAGACCAUUCUAUAAGAAGACCAUGUUCAUUAUUAUACAUCAAUUGAAAGCAAUAAAUUGUCAUAAUUCAAC